Messenger RNA from Guillardia theta CCMP2712, 540 nucleotides. RefSeq lists its product as hypothetical. The transcript is spliced from 9 exons. Bases 1 to 540 code for a protein of 179 amino acids. The record is from RefSeq and is a predicted model, not a curated record. Lineage: Eukaryota; Cryptophyceae; Pyrenomonadales; Geminigeraceae.
AUGCUGCUUGCCCUGCUAUGCUUGGUCCUCCUUGCACCUGCCAGCGCGUUCGCUCCAGCAUUGAACAGCAUCGGUCAAGGAGCACAGCUGAACGGCAUCUGUGGCAUGUCACGAACUGCGAAGCCAUGCCGAGCUAGAUUGUGUGGCUUGAGGAUGAACAACAAGGAUACAGUUACAAUCUCAACCUCGUCUCUGAUCAAAAUCACAGAUGAGAGCAAGACAUUCAUCGACAAGGUCGCAUCCCGUGGUAUCUGGCAGGGCGAUCUACCGGAUGAGGCUCAGGAAGCGCUUGCCCGCGUUGGAUGGGUGGAAGACAACAAGGGAGGAGACGAAGAGAGAAUCGCACGCGAGGACAUCGAGAAGAUUGUAGAAAGAGUUACUGCAGAGGAGACGUUUGCAGACGAGAGGUCGAAGUUGAUGUUCAUGGAGGAUACUCGCGAAAAGAUUCUCAAGGAGGUUAUCCGUCAAGAGCUCAAGGCGGAGUAUGGAGUAGAGCUUGAGGAUCUGCUUAAUCCUAUCAAGUCGUUCAAGGCCUCAUAA